Messenger RNA from Cotesia glomerata, 3823 nucleotides. RefSeq names its product rabankyrin-5. The record is from RefSeq and is a predicted model, not a curated record. Gene Ontology annotation, biological process: protein localization to ciliary inversin compartment. Gene Ontology annotation, cellular component: ciliary inversin compartment. NCBI's taxonomy places the organism in Eukaryota, Metazoa, Arthropoda, Insecta, Hymenoptera, Braconidae. The transcript is spliced from 8 exons. Gene Ontology annotation, molecular function: protein binding; metal ion binding. The coding region runs from base 408 to 3788 and encodes 1126 amino acids.
UUUUUAUUUUAAUUUAUUAAAUUGUAAUUUUUGAAAUUGACAGCUGUCAGCUAACUUCACUAUAAUGUUUUACCCACCUUAAAAUUUACUGUGCAUACUCAUAAAUAUACAUUAAUUGAAAUAGGGGCGUAAUUAUUUACAUGACAAGCUCAGUAAUAUUUAAUAUUAAAUAUUAAACGUUAAUAGAUUUUGUUAAUUGAAUAAAGUGCAAUUGAAAAUUAUUUAUUUGGUAAUAAGAUAAUCUGUUAAAUAUUUAGAGUAAUCUGUCAGAGUAAUACUCUAAUCUUAUCAACCGGUUCAGAGAAAUUGUUGAGAGAAAAAAGUAAAUAACGUUAACUGUCAUGCGAUACAUUUGUUUUUUAAUCCAGUGGGUUCGUUGAUUAAUCAGUUAUUACGGAAACUUGGCCAUGGAUGAAACAAAUGAUUCGGUUAAAUGGCAGCAACACUUGUCGUUGCUCAGGAAUCAGUAUGUUCAUCUUCAUACUGCUAAUUCUGAGUUGCAGCAAAAAUAUGCGAUUGCAACUGCUUCGAGACAGGGGUCUGGAUUUAUUGAGAGGUUGUUGGCGACUAUUGCUUCACUUUACGCUCAGAAACAGUACAGUGAUUUGACUAUUAAAUUAGUCAACAAUGAACUGCCAGCGCAUAAAUUUGUCCUGAGUGCAAGGAGUGAUUUUUGGAGCGAAAGUUCUCUAGCAAAUAUUUCAGUACUAGAUUGGAGUUAUUUAGACGGAGACGCAGGUUCAAUUCUUUUAAAAUGGAUCUACACUAGUACAGUAGAAAAAGAGAACCUGACACUAGAGCUGAUGAAAGCAGCCUCUAAUUUCCAAUUAAAAGAAUUAGUAGAGCAAUGUGAAACAUAUUUAAUAGGAACAGUGAGUCUCCGCGAUUGCGUAGCUCUUUAUACUGCCGCGGAGGAGCUGGGCGCUGAAAAAUUGCGAGACUACUGCAGUUCACUAAUCUCAACGCACUGGGAUGACUUGACCGGAGAUGACUUCAAAGAAAUGCCGGGUCCUCUUUUGUACGAGCUGCUGAAAACAAAAAGCGAGUUUCCUCUUCACUCAGCGGUGAGACUCGAGCGGGAGGAUGUUGUCUUCUUGUAUUUAGUUGAACACAAUGCAGAGCUGCCAACAGUAGUAAACGCAGUGGACCAUAAAGGGCGUCGUGCCUUGGAAGUGGCUCUAAAAUCCCGCCAACCAUCUCUCGCCCGCACACUAGUCGAACACCAAGCGGACCUGAGCGCGAAAGAUUCCGACGGUUUGACCCUGCUGCAAUCCUCAAUCUUCAAAGGCGACUCCUACUCCGCAGAAUUUCUAAUCGAGCAGCUCGAAAACAGCGGAUCUUGCCAGCGCCUUUGCGACCCCCUAAAACUCUCCCCAUCCUGCUCCGACUCCCUAAAACCCUACGAAGGAUGCACAGUUCUCCACCUAGUCUCCCGCCACAAGGCCCCCGACAUGCUCUUAAUCUCCAGCAAACUUCUCCAAGCCGGAAUCAACCAGAACCUCCAAGACUCCCGAGGCUGGACCUCCUUACACUGGAGCAUCUAUUCCAACCACGAACCUUUAUUCGAGCUCCUCUUGGACUCCAAGAACAUAGACCUCGACUUAACAAGCUCAGAAGGCCACUCAGCGUUAUCCUUCGCCCUCAGAGCCGAGCCUUGUUUAAAAACCUUCGCAGAGAAGCUUUUAUCCCGCGGCGCGAAGCCUAAUUUAACUUAUAGCCCCUCUAAAAACACUCUUUUGCACCUUCUAGCCCAAGAAGGCAAAGAAGAAGCGGCUCUAUUCCUCCUAAAGCACUCUAAAGAUAUCAACCUUGCUAAAAAAACUAACAUUGAUGGUCUUACAGUUCUCCACGAAGCUUGCAAAGCAGGAUUAGCUGACUUAGCAAAGCUUUUACUUGAAAAAGACGAAUCUGGCUUCUCCACAAUUGCAAUCACUAAUUCCAAUCAAGUUCCUUUACACUUAGCAGUAAUUAAUCUCCAUUUUCCAGUCGUUCAAACUUUGCUUCAAUUUUCUAAAAACCCAAAAGACCAGCUAGAGUGCAAAGACCAAGAAGGAGAGACUCCUCUUAGCUUGGCAAUAAAAGCUCCUUUAAAACGCGGCCGAGAAAUAGUCGAAGCUUUGAUUUCCGCUGGAGCGAAUAUCAACGAAAAAAAUGACAAAGGCUUAACUUUGCUCCAUCAAGCUAUUUUAAAGGAAGAUUCAGCUACUGCGAUUUUCUUGCUAGAAAACGGCGCGGAUAUGAAUGCUAAGACUCUAGAGGGAGAGACUCCACUUCAAUUGAGUGUACAUUGCCGUUUAGGAGAAGUUGUUGAAGCUCUGUGCCGUAGAGGAGUCAAUACUUCCGUAGGAUGUCCCUUGUGGGAUGCUUUGGACAGUGAUCAAGAGGACACUGCUUCUAUAUUAGUGACUCAUGGAGCUGAUACUGAUUGCUGGAGCCCGGGGCCUGAUGGGUGUCUUCAGACUCUGCUGCAUCGCGCUAUUGAUGACAAUAAGGAAGAAAUCGCGCAGUUUUUAAUUAGAAGCGGGUGUGAUUUAAAUGCGACCAGAAAAUUGGGGCCCAAUGGAGAGGGCGGGGAUGAAGCUAGGGAUAAUUGUACCCCGCUGCAUCUUUGCUGUCAAUGGGGAUUAGAACAAGUGGUGCAGACUCUGGUGGAGCAUGGAGCUAAUGUCAAUGCGAGGGACGCUGAAGGAAAGACUCCGAUUCAUAUUGCGAUUCAGAAUCAACAUGCGGAGAUAAUUGCAUUGUUGUUGUGUCAUCCGAAUUUGGAUCUUUCUUUGAGGGACAAAAAGGGACUGAGUCCUUUUGCUACUGCGCUGACUGUGAGGAAUAAUAAAGCUGCUCAGGCGAUCUUGGAGAAGUUACCGAGCGCUGCGGAGCAGUUUGAUAAUAAAGGGAGGAAUUUUUUGCACAUGGCUAUUCAAAAAGGGGACAUGGAGAGUAUCUUGUUUUUAUUAUCGAUACAGGUGGAUGUUAAUUCGAGGGUCCAGGAUGUAACUCAGACUCCGCCGUUGCAUCUAGCGGUGGGUUCGGGGAAUGAAAUGUUGGUGAGGAGUUUGAUAUUAGCUGGGGCGAGGAUUAAUGAUACGGAUGCUCAUAGGAAUACGGCUUUGCAUGCUGCUGCUAAGGCGGGACAUGCGGCGGUAGUGUCGGCGCUGUUGCAGAAUGGGAUUAAUUUUGACGCGGUUAAUACUGAUGGGGACAAUGCGCUGCAUGUCGCGGUUCGCGAGGGACAUGUAAGUGUUGUUAGGACUCUGUUGACGGAGUGUACGCUUGAUGCGGAGACGGUCAAUCUUAAGGGGAGGAAUCCGCUGCAUGAACUUGCGAGGUGUGGGAGAGAUAAUGCGGCGACUAUUUGCGAACUUUUUUUGGAGUGCAUGGCGCAGUAUCCGAUUAAUAAUGCAGAUGCUGAUGGUAAUACUCCACUACUGAUAGCUUACAUGAAAGGGAACGGAAAUCUCUGCAGAACUCUCGUCAAAGCUGGCGCGUGUCUCGGUUCAAUGAACAAAGACGGUGUCACGAUAUUUAAUUAUCAAGUGGCUACUAAACAAUUGCUCUAUCGAUUACUCGAUUCAUUGACUCAAGAAGCUCCUUGGGCGGAUAAAGAUAUCUGUUUAGAGUGCGGGACUAAGUUUUCUUUGACUAUGAGGAAACAUCAUUGCCGUCAUUGUGGGAGGAUAUUAUGCAGUAAAUGUUCUGGUCAAGAUGUGCCAAUAUUAAAGUUUGGACUAAACAAACCCGUCCGAGUCUGUGGAGUCUGCUUUGACGUUUUACAAAUAGGUGCAGAAUAAUAAUAAUUUAAGUUACAUUAAUAAAAAAAAAAAUA